Molecule: messenger RNA, 6901 nt
Organism: Diorhabda sublineata
Lineage: Eukaryota; Metazoa; Arthropoda; Insecta; Coleoptera; Chrysomelidae
Product: neprilysin-2-like
Exons: 10
Coding region: 87-2234 (715 amino acids)
Biological process (GO): protein processing
Cellular component (GO): plasma membrane
Molecular function (GO): metalloendopeptidase activity
Source: RefSeq, a predicted model, not a curated record
ACCUCAAUUGUAGCCUAUUUAAAAAUUUAACGUAGUUUACGUGAAUUAAGACUAGUUUGUGAACGGUCCAAUCGUGAUGAGAUGAUAUGGGUUUGUUACAAUGGUUCAAUCGCAGAAAUAAAUUUGAAAAAUGUUUGGUGUGUUGCAUCCUAGGAUUAACACUAGUAAUUAUUAUUCUGUUUAUUUGUUUCCUCACAUCUCACGAUAACAGAGUAUGUCUGAAACCCGAAUGCAUCCGCGGGAGCAUUCAUAUUUUGGAUUCUAUUGAUCCCAUUGUCGAUCCGUGUGAAGACUUUUAUGCAUUUGCCUGCGGUCAAAUGAAUCAAACAGACAAGCCCACUGAUCAUGCAUCUACCUUGAAAAGUUUGAGAACAUUAUCGAGUUAUAGGUUAAACAAAAUUGUGGGAGAAACAAACAUUAGUGAAGGCGUACCGAAAAGUUUAGCAUUCCAACGAACUUUCUAUAAAGCAUGCAUGGAUACGAAAAAAAUUGAUGAGGACGAAAACAGGACUUUUUUGAAAAUCUUGGACGAGUUAAUGGAAGGAUGGCCGCUGUUAAAGAUAGGCAAAUGGAAAGGAGAACAUUUUGUUUGGCAGAAUAUCAUGUUGAAAGCCAGAAAGUUGGGAUUAUAUCACAAUUUAUUCUUUAGGGUGGAUACUUUUGAGAAUAGUACAAAUGGCAAAAUGAUGCUAUGGGUUAGACCAAUUGAUGUGGCGCAUUUAGCUUCGACACAUUUCACAGAUAGUAAUUUGGACAAGAUACUAGAAAUAUUGAAAGAUUUGGGAGCUGAUAGUGUUGAUGUAAUACAUGAUUUGAGAGCUACGAUAACUUUUGCAGAAAAACUGACUAAAAUAGUAUUAAACCGAACAAACGAAACAAUUCUUGGCUCCAGCACCGAACGAACAAAUAUCACAAUUCAAAAUAUAAAGAAACACUACAUUCGUAUAGACUGGGUGAAUUAUUUGCAACAUAUUACUGGCAUACCCAUCAAGGGAAGUGAUCAGAUUGUAUCUGAUAUAGACGAAUAUUUCCACGAACUCUAUUUUCUACUACAGGCGACAGAAAAACGGAUACAAGCAAAUUAUGUGGGAUGGAUAAUAUUGUCUACAAAUAUAAAUUUCUUAUCAACAAAACUCAGGAAGAAAUAUGAUCAGAUACUGAAAUCAUCAAAUGUUACCCUUCCCGUGGAAACUAGAAGUGACCGAUGUUUCCAAUUGAGUUUGGGAUUGUUCAAGUGGACUGCUGAAGCAGAAUAUGUGAGACGAUAUACAACUUUAGAAAAGAAAACAAGAGUACAAGUUAUGGUAGAUUAUAUCAAGUCUGAGAUGGAGAAAUUAAUCGAAACUUCCGAAUGGAUGGACGAAAAAAGUAGAGAGAAUGGUCUUAAGAGAUUAUAUAACAUCACUACACCAAUUGGAUGGCUUGAUAUUGCAUUUAAUGUAACAAAACUGGAAAAAUUAUUGGGAUUUGACAAGGUAAAGCGAUGGCCUGAUUUCAAUCAAACCGCAAUGGACAUCGCCAGAAUUGGAUUGAAAAUACAAUUUGAUGUGAACUAUCGCACAGUUCUUAAUAAAAUGACUGAUAUGGAUAGUAUUGGUAUACCCGGAAAUGAAGUGAAUGCUUAUUUCGUUAGAAACUAUAAUAUAUUGAUAUUACCAACGGCAAUAUUACAAGGUCAAAUGUUUGAUGAGAAUCAACCAUAUUACAUGAAUUUUGGCGCUCUGGGUAGUGUUAUAGGACAUGAAUUAUCGCAUGGCUUCUCUCUUUACCAAAAUUCAGAUGAUUUUUCAACAAAUUACGAUAAUUCUGCACUUUGGACCAACGAUACCGCUGAUAAGAGAAAAGAAAUAGUUCAAUGUAUCGAGGAUCAGUAUAACAAAUUCCAAGUUAAACAUGGAAAGUCAAAGACAAAUCAUACGAGUGGUGAAGAAAAUAUAGCAGACAUAAAUGGAUCAAAUUUAGCAUAUGCAGCUUAUCAGAAUUGGAUAAGUUAUAAUGGGCACGAACCUAGUCUCCCAGGAAUUAAGUAUACUCCGAAUCAGCUGUUUUGGAUUAUGUCCAGUACGUACAUGUGCAUAGAACCUAAUAAUGGGAGAAGUAUUAAUCAAAAUCAUGGUAUGGCGGAGUUUCGAGUUAUAGAAAGACUUAGACAAUCAGCUGAUUUUGCAAAAGACUUCAAUUGUCGAUUAGGAUCGAAAAUGAAUCCAGCAAAAAAAUGUAAAAUAUACAAUUAAAAAUGCGAAAAAAAGGUUUUUAUAUCAGAAUUAUUAUAAUUUUUCUAAAAAAAAGAAUGAGUUAUUUUUUGAAGUUUCAAUACUAAAAUAACUCAGAAAAUUGUGGAAAAUCGAAUUCGAAAAAAAGGUUUUGAAUGGUAAUAAUUGAGAAGCAAUUUUCACUAUAUGACGUAACUCCUAAUAUAGCGAAGAAUCUUGUUUUGAAAUUUUUCGUUGAAAUUACUCAACACUUGAUAUUUUCCUCUCUGGAAAUUACUUUCAGCUUUUCAAUGUUUUCAGUGUUUUCCCGAAUGAAUUAAGAGUGUUUAAUACUGUAUAUUGUUUUCUCGACUUAAAAGACCGCCAAAAACUACAGCAAGUAAUAGUAAUAAAUCGGAGAAGCUAGUUACGAUUUAACCUCUCUCCACAUCAAGUAUUAGGUAUAUGUGUCAUAUUUACACUAUUCAAAAAUAAUUGAAUACUUGUGUGUAGAAAUAAACCUUUUCCAACAAUCAUGAUUCCUUAACCUGUCUAUUAUUAAUUCAUGCUGGUAAAUGAUGCGUUGGCUGACAGUGAAUGAAUUUAGUAAGAGCAACAAUUUAAAUCAAUUUAUAUUCAUUGUUAUAUUUAUUAAUCGUUAUAAUUUACCAGAAUUUUUUUUUAUUCGUGGAUAAUUUAUAAAAAUUGAGAAGUCAUAUUUUUAUAUUGCAUCACAGUUGUUCAUAGCAUGGUACCCCUUGAAGAUAACUGGAAUAUAUUUUGAAAAUGCAACAGUAAAUUGAUAGAAAAACUAUAUUUUAUGAGGCAUCAUGUUAAAUACCCGUCAAUAGCAUUCAAGCAACACAUCUUCAAAGCUUCCUUUUCAAAUGCUGUAGAAGUUUCAUCACAUUUAAACAUAUUGUUUUAAGGGAAAUUCCACGGUCAGUAUGAAGUUUAUUCAACUGCAAUAGCUGUGGUUAUAAUGAAAGUUGAACUCACCAACAAUUUUUCAAUUAAUGAUGAGGAAUUAUGGCGCAACGUGGUUUUCUCCUAGGCGAAAACGUUCCAAUCAAUAAACAGACGAUAUAAGGAAAUGGAGUUUUGAGAAUAAUUAAUAUCUUUUCCCCUCUUGUAGUAUCUACUAUCCAAGAAUACAGCAAAUAUUCAUAGUAACUGAUUAAUUUUAUCACUUUUUUAUUGCUAGAUACUCUAGUUUCACUAUUCAAAUAUGCUAUGUUUUGACAGCAGUCUUGAAGUAAUAUUUGACGUCAUUGGAAAUAAUAUAUGAAGCCCGUAAUCAAAAAGAUGGUUACUAAACUAGGAAAUAAUUGAGAAGAUCUCGUCAAAUUUUAUGACAUUCAAUCAAAUUGUGACAGACAAGGCAAUAGCUUCGCAAUGAAAGUUCAUAACGUUAUUCUUGUUGUAAUCGUAGUAUGUCCAAAAUUUGAAUCUAUAAAACCCACAACGAAUUGUGACUGAUAUAGUAUAUAUUUAUGGAGGGCAUUAAGAUCUAAAUGAAGCAAAAUACAUUAAAAGAACUUAUUUAUUAUGAAAACUUUAGAUCGUUUAAAAAAAUGUUAUUUGUUGGGAAGUUAUUACUUCCAAGAUUGUUUGAAAUUUCAAUUUUUAACUUAUUGACCUAUUUGCAAUAAAUUGGAACACUUAAUCUAAGGUGUAGGUGUACAGUCAAUUGAUAUAUUCUUUUAUCUAUGAAUAAUACGAAAACUGAAUGUUUUUUAUAAUUCAUUAAACUCUUUACUGUUAUACAUUGAUUCAAAGAUUGAUUAUCUAUAUGACAACUAAGUAAAUAUUAUUCACGUAUGUAUAUAUUAGGAAUCAUACUUAUUUAACUCAACCAAGAGUGACUAAAAAGCUGAGUUUGUUAUAUUCGUUAUGUUUGCUCGACAUGAAAGAAGAAGCACAUGUUUCCACAUUUAACCCAUUCGAUACUGUGGGGAGACAUUGUCUAAGAGAACUUCUAGUAAUUACAGUAAGACCCCGCUUAACGCGGGGGAUACGUUCCAUCAAAGUAGAGCGUAAUGCGAAACAGCGCUAAACGAGGCUAUCUUUACAUGUAAAUAUUGGAGUUAGGGGAAGAUGACUAAGAUAGGUAUUAAAUUUAAAAAGUAUGUUUUUUAAUAAAAAUAAAACCAAACAUUUAUUUCUUAAAGCCCAAAUUAAUACCACAUUAUUAUUUCUUGAAAAAUAAAAACAAAAUAUAAAUAACAAAACGAAUAUUCUUAAAAAAAAACAAAUAAAAUUCUAAGUCAGUCAUAUUUAGUUAGCCUUCCGCGUUUUCAGUGUUCUGCCUUUUUGUGACAAAAGCAUCUAAUGUUGUUUGCCUUUUUCUUUUGCGUUGUUCUCUUAAAAGUUCUUCAUAAACGGAUAGAGCGUCUCUAACACCACGCCUUACUUUUGAGCUCCUGUCAAAAUUCGGAUCAUUUUCAAUGAAUUGAUCCAUUAUUUCAAUUAUGGUAGACAAACUCUUUUUUACAAACGCCAUUGAAAGUUCUUUUUGCUCUUCUUCUGAAUCACUGCUGUCAACAUUUUUGUUUUCUUCUUGUUCAGUUAAUUCCUUGAGCUCAUCAUUAGAAAGACUAGCCGCUGCUUCUUGAAUUAUUUCUUCGACAUCUUCCACAUUUACCCCUUCAAAACCGGUUUGCUUCAAUAAUUUCACUAUCUCUUUCACUAUUUCAUCCACAUCGACAGAGUGUCCAACGUCAUCACUCUUACUUAAAUCCGGCCAAAUAUUCUUCCAUACUCCUUUCAAUGAUCAUUCUGUUACCUCAUUCCAAGAAAGGCCUAUGUUUUCUACAGCAUCCACGAUGUUGUAGUUUUUCCAAAAUUCUCUUAUGGACUAGUUCUCUUCUCUGUCUGUUUUUUCAAACAUUUGCUUAAAGGUUCGCCGCAAGUAAUAAGCCUUAAAAUUUGAUAUAACGCCUUGGUCCAUUGGUUGAAUUAAGGCAGUUGUGAUAAGCGGCAAGAGAACCACUUCGACUGGAAUGCAUGUUGUUAAGUCUGAUAGUAAAUUUGUUGGGUGGCUUGGAGUAUCAUCAAUUAACAGAAGUGCUUUUUGUUCAAGUUUUUUAAUUUCGCAAUAACGUUUAACAGACGGGCAGAAAUGUUCAGUGAACCAAUCCUUUUUCGCAAUUAUCCAUGAUUUUUUAUUAGACUCCCAAAUUACAGGUAAAGUUGAUUUAGAUAUGCCUUUCAUCGCUCUCGGGUUUUUGGAAUUGUAACUUAGUAAUGAUUUUAAUUUAAAAUCUCCGCUUGCGUUACCACCUAGUAGAAGGGUUAAGCGAUCUUUUGCAGCUUUAAAUCCUGGUGCCCGUUUUUCUUCACAGGAUAGAAAUGUUCGUUUCGGCAUUCUUUUCCAAAAAAAGCCUGUUUCAUCAACAUUAAAAACCAAUUCUGGAGGAUAGUUUCCUUCUUCAAUUAUUUUUUUUUAAUAUCGCUGGAAAUUCAGCCGCCGCUUUUGUAUCACCAAUUGCUGCUUCUCCUGUAAUCUUUAUGCUGUGAAGGUUAUUUCGAUGUUUAAAUCUAUUAAACCAUCCUCGACUAGUAACGAAAGCUUCACUUUUGUCGAUUGUCUCAGCCUGAAUGUAAUUAAAAAGUCUUCUAGUUUUUUCCAUUAUGAUAGAUUGGCUUAAUGGCAUAUUGCUGCCAAUUUCAUCGUCAAUCUAUAUAGACAGUCGUUUUUCCAUUUCCUCUAUGAUAUUAUUUCUAGAACGGGUAAUUCUAGUUGCAAAGCUUGACGUAGUUACAAUUGCCGAUCUAAUCUUCUAAUGACUUCCAUUUUAGUUUUGAGUGAAAUGCUUUUUCUGGUUGCUUUCUUUUCUGUUUCAUUAUCACCUAUAGUAAAAAACUAAAGAUCAAAAUAUUUGACACUGUAAUAUAGUAUUAAAUAUGUAAAUUAAUACCUACUUACAAUAAUGUUCCAAUAAUAAAAAUAUUUCUGCACAAUACGGCACGAAACAAGAAAUACAAGUGCACUCUUUCGGAUAUGUAUUUGAAACUUAUCGCUGCAUAAGGGGAGUCCCCCUAUGCUGCGAGUGAUUUCGGGGAAUCCCUGGGUUGAAAUAAAAGAGCGUUAAACCGAAACAGCGCUUAACGAAACAGAGUUAAGUGGGAUCUUACUGUACUAAAAUAAUUCAAAUGCUCACAAAUACAUUGGGAUCUGGAAUUAUAGUAUUGUACGGUCAUAGGCUCAUAAGCAAGUCCAAACCUGUUUGCUUUGUUGCUUAUUGCUAUGGGCUUUUUCUUUGUUUUCUAACAAAUUUUGUCAGUCUAGAUGUUUCUAGCAAACAGACACAUGUCACGCUCAUUACUUACAGUAUUUUUAUAUGUGCUGGGCUCGGAAUUGCCAAGUAAGCUAUUAAUACUUUUAAUCUACUUAUUUAAUGUUCAGCAAUAGUUUUUAUGAGUUUUUUAAUUCUAAAAAUAAAAAUGUCCCAAUAUAAGUAAUUAUUGGAUAUUAUGUCCUAUCAGUAUGGAAUAACCUAUAUAUUUAAACUUUUUGUUUGAUAAACUUUUGUCAUACAAACAGCUUCAAGAUAUUGUGGAUAACAUUGAUUUUCAACAAGACAGUGAUGAUAGUGAUAUAAAUAAAAACGUUUAGAAAUUAGAAUGAACAUAUAAAAGAAAUAUUGAAAAGACAUUGAGUGAUCUCAAAAUAAGUAACAAUCGUUUACCAGCAUAUCACAUGUAUU